UCCAGAGCCCUAGGGCAGAUCCAGCCGUUGGCCAGGGCACUGCCUGCGGGCUGGGCGCACAACCCUGCCUCCCGCCCAAGCCACAGCGUCCCGGAGUCCGAGUCAGAGGACGUGUUGUCCUCCUGCCUCACUCCCUCCUAGUUGCCGCCUCCAGCGGAGCGGCCGCUCUGUGUCCCAACCCAGCGGCAGGGGACCACCUGCCUCUCCAACUGCGCCUUGGUGAGCCCUAGGCAGCCUCGCUCCGAACCGUCCGCGCUCGGGCACCCCGGGAGCCUGGCCUCGCCUCCUGGAGUCUGAGCAUCCCUCGACCACUGGGGGCAGGGACAGCGAGAGAGGGGCGGGCCGAGCAGGGGUGGCCUCGGAGCCCAGCUGCCUCUCCCAGCUUCUGCCCCUGCAGCGUGAGCGCGAGUCGUGCCAAAGCCUGGGGAAAAUCUUCAACAAGAGGAGAAAGAGAUAAGAAGCUCUGGGAGAAGCAUCCCGGUCCCUAGCCCUGGGAUGAAGAAAGCUGGCCCUUGACUGCAGGCGUCGGCAGGCCACAGGCUUAGCACGGAGCUGGGAUACCAUACCCCAAGGCUGCUGGCAGGGACCCUGACUCUUUAACGGAGAACUCAGCGUCAGCACAGAGGAGGACAUCGGUUGCACUGCUAUCACCCCGGGAGAAUUCCCAGCAGUGUCCCUCCCGCACCCCCUGACCACAUGGAGAUCACUGUGGGGGCCAUGGAUGAGAGCACCACCAAUUCCUCCGCCACCUUGCUUUCUGUGCUUGACUCUCGUGGGGCCCACACUGCUUCCCUGCCAUUCAACUUCAGCUACGGUGACUAUGACAUGCCCUUGGAUGAAGAGGAGGACGUGACCAAUUCCCGCACUUUCUUUGCUGCCAAGAUUGUCAUUGGUAUGGCCCUGGUGGGCAUCAUGCUGGUCUGUGGUGUGGGCAACUUCAUCUUUAUUGCUGCCCUGGCCCGCUAUAAGAAGCUACGCAACCUCACUAAUCUGCUCAUCGCCAAUCUGGCCAUCUCUGACUUCCUGGUGGCCAUUGUCUGUUGUCCCUUCGAGAUGGACUACUACGUGGUGCGCCAGCUCUCCUGGGAGCACGGCCACGUCCUGUGUGCCUCCGUCAACUACCUGCGCACUGUCUCCCUCUACGUUUCUACCAAUGCCCUGCUGGCCAUCGCCGUUGACAGGUAUCUGGCCAUCGUCCACCCGCUGAGACCGCGGAUGAAAUGUCAAACAGCCACUGGCCUGAUCGCCUUGGUGUGGGCAGUGUCCAUCCUCAUUGCCAUCCCCUCGGCCUACUUCACCACCGAAACCGUACUCAUCAUUGUCAAGACCCAGGAGAAGAUCUUCUGCGGCCAGAUCUGGCCAGUGGACCAGCAGCUCUACUACAAGUCCUAUUUCCUCUUCAUUUUCGGCAUCGAGUUCGUGGGUCCUGUGGUCACCAUGACCCUGUGCUACGCCAGGAUCUCCCGGGAGCUCUGGUUCAAGGAGGUCCCCGGGUUCCAGACGGAGCAGAUCCGCAAGCGGCUGCGCUGCCGCCGAAAGACGGUGCUGGUCCUCAUCGGCAUCCUCACGGCGUAUGUGCUGUGCUGGGCGCCCUUCUAUGGCUUCACCAUCGUGCGUGACUUCUUCCCUACCGUGUUCGUGAAGGAGAAACACUACCUCACCGCCUUCUACGUGGUCGAGUGCAUCGCCAUGAGCAACAGCAUGAUCAACACGCUGUGCUUCGUGACUGUCAAGAACAACACCAUCAAGUACUUCAAGAAGAUUAUCCUGCUUCACUGGAGGUCUUCUUACCUUGGGAGUAAAUCGAGUGCUGACCUGGACCUCAGAACCACUGGGAUGCCAGCCACGGAAGAGGUGGACUGCAUCAGACUAAAAUGAUCCUGCUGAGCUUGCAAAGUUGAACAGAAGACAAGAUGUGCUUGGUACAUGCUUCAACCAAGACCUCUUGGUUUUCAGCAGACAGUGUAAAUAGACAACCACAGAUUCAUUGUGUUCAGUGAGCUUGAAAUUUCUAAAACAGAUGAGACUAGACACUGUUACUAAUGGUCAUUAUUCACUGAAUGUAUAAUUUGUGCAAAGAGCAAGCACUGGUGAACCUUAGUAUGUUGGUGACAAUUUACAAAACAAAACAAGAAUUAAACCAAAUCAAAUGUAAAAUGCAAAGUUUGGAAUAAGCAGGUUUCUGCAAGGAGGCCAGGGUACUUUUCUUUGGAGUGUGAGGAUAUCUUUAGAUCAUCUCAGCUGUUCAUCACAUACUGAUCUUACUCAUUUCUGGGAGUGCCCUUAGGCUUGAGUCUACUCGUAACAUUUGCAAGGUUGGGAGCAAAAAGGGAAAAGAAGUUUUAAACUCUCUGGGAAGUCCUUUACUUCUUAUCAGUCUGAGCCACACUGUAUCAGCCUUGCAUGCAAGCCCAGGGACGUCCUAUGUGUUGUGACCAAGUCUGCACGCUGCAACACUUUCCUAUAGCCACACUCCUUUCCCCAAGCCCAAGCCCAAGCCCAGGACGCUACAUCUGUUGCAAGGCUUAGCAGGAGGAUGACUUAGAGAAGAAACCUCAAAAACCCUGAAGGCCAUUUGGACAGGAAUUAUAAAGUUCUGGGUUCCUAGGGAAAAGUCUGCAGAGGGGAAGCCUGGGCUCAGUGUGGGACUGUCUCCUUGGCUUCAUGAACUGUCACCCCAGAGGGAAGUCAGAAUCCACUGUGUGGAUUCAGGUUCUCUGGGUGUAAGACGGCAUUGCUUCACCUCUGUUAUUCUGGCGUGGACCAUUAGGUAGGCUUCCCUUUAAUUCCUUCACUUCCUUUUCAUGUCUUUAUGCUUUGGGGUGAGGAGGCUUUGAAGUAGCCCCCUGGAUGUGGCUGAGACAUUUUUUCACUCUCACUGGCUCUGAAGUAUGAGAGGAAGAGCUCCCUCCAAGCCAGCCAGGCUGAUAGGUACCCUCACUGCUCUGACCGGAGGGCAGGAUGUGUUUGCCACUGUGCCUGAAUCCCAUCCCAGUCAUGAUUCUUUUGGAUUGAGACUUACUGCUCUUAUAAGACGGAAGCACUCUCAGAAGGAACAGGCCAUUUCAUUUCUACUCCGCAGUGUGAAGUCCUGAGCUCUAGGCAGGGGAUGUCGCUCAGUGGUAGGACUCUGUGUAUCAGAAAGGAAGAAGAACAUGAGUUUCUGGGGGCAAGACCAAUAGUGAGCUGUGGUGACCCCACUGGUUUACUGACCGCUCAUCCCACUUUUUAUACUGGCCUCUCAUCUGGUGUUUUGAAUUUGGGAUUUUACACCAGGAGACCUAAAAUCCAGCCCUGGCUUUUCUCUGUGUGGCCCUUGGAAAACUUCUCUGAGACAAAGCUAAUAAUUCCCAUGGUAUUUACUGUCAGGAGAGCUGUAGAAGCCAAUUAACUAAUAUGUGAGAAAAAUGCUUUCAAUCACAGAAGUAGUCAAGAGGAUGUAUGAACAACUGUAGUGUGCCUGGACAAAGACCUACUUACUUCCUUGGCUUCAGUAGCCAAAAAACUUGCCAUCACCUCCUUUUAGCUUUCAUUCUGUGAAUUAUGUUCCCUUACCUCUCUUAGCAGUAUGUUCGCUUUAUGUUCCCAAUGACGUGUGGUACAAAGGAGGCUGUGAAAUUUGAUGACAGAGUGGGACGGACAUGGCAGGUGAAUCUCCCAUCAGCCAAUGAGUCAAGGUUUUGAAAAUGCCAGCAUCAGAGCAUCUUAAAGUACUGACCACCUUCCUCUGUGCAUCCCAGUCAGUAAGAAUCUGAGCAAAAUAAUAGUGUGUCCCAGUCCGCUUUUAUCCCAGUAAACAUGGAGAGCUACGGAGUGACUUGCCCCUUCUUAUUUAAUUCAAGAACAGGACAUUUAUAAGGCUAAAUGAUCACUGUGUAAUAUUUACUCUCCAAAUAUAGCCAACUCUGUGCGUUUGACAUUAAAGUUUAUUUUUGUUGUUUGUAUCCCUAGAAACCACAUUUUCAAAAACUUACAUAUUUUUUCCUAUUUGUUUUUGUUACACAGAAGACUUAUAGUUUAUUUAAAAUUGUCUGAAAGAAUAAAAGUAAAUUAAAGUAUUAACCUAAAACAAACACUGGAGAGCAAUUCUCAUUUUUUAAAAUACAAUUGUAUGUUAUGUCCUGAAAUCACUUGUUAGUUUUUGGAUUAAAAUUAAGACAGUUAUACAAUUUAUUGGGAUUGUAUUUACCAUUUCCACGAACAUUGCUAAACAAGUGUGAUUGUUAGUUUUUUUUGUACAUGACAAUCAAAUUUCAUCUUGCUUUUUUGCCUAAAACAUAUGUAUUUUUACUUGUUUAAUUAUCUGUAAUUUCUAUAUACUGUCUGCUUGUGGUUUUAUAGUAAACAAAGCUGUGUUGCCAUCAAGUAAAUAAAAGUAGAUGUAUACA
Molecule: messenger RNA, 4388 nt
Organism: Cavia porcellus (domestic guinea pig)
Lineage: Eukaryota; Metazoa; Chordata; Mammalia; Rodentia; Caviidae
Gene: Prokr1
Product: prokineticin receptor 1
Exons: 3
Coding region: 697-1878 (393 amino acids)
Biological process (GO): neuropeptide signaling pathway
Cellular component (GO): plasma membrane
Molecular function (GO): neuropeptide Y receptor activity
Source: RefSeq, a predicted model, not a curated record